Penicillium chermesinum is the source of this 2928-nucleotide messenger RNA. RefSeq lists its product as uncharacterized. NCBI's taxonomy places the organism in Eukaryota, Fungi, Ascomycota, Eurotiomycetes, Eurotiales, Aspergillaceae. Gene Ontology annotation, cellular component: XPC complex; cytoplasm; nucleotide-excision repair factor 2 complex. Gene Ontology annotation, molecular function: single-stranded DNA binding; damaged DNA binding. Bases 1 to 2928 code for a protein of 975 amino acids. The record is from RefSeq and is a predicted model, not a curated record. Gene Ontology annotation, biological process: nucleotide-excision repair; mismatch repair. The transcript is spliced from 3 exons.
AUGGUGCGACGGACUGCAGCCCGUGCUCCUAGGGGCAGAGGCACUCAGGGAACAGGAUCGAAGCGUCAGGUUUCUUCGGAUGACGAGGUUCCAGAGGUCUAUCGUGAUAUGCUCAGAGAUGCGGAGGCACGCGAUCCCGAGCAGUUCUCCUCAACUCAGCCGGUCAAAAAGCGCAGAUUUGCUGACACAAGGGCCAUUCCUGUUGGCUCUGAAACUGCAAUCCAGACCAAUCUGACGUCGGUUCCAAACUUAGAUCCUGUACGUGAAGUGCAGACCCUUUCUGAAUCGCCCACGGAAGAUGAAGAAUCUGGAAUUGAAUGGGAAGAUGUUCCGAUCGUCCAACCGGCUCAAGGCCCAUUAAGUCUGGCAAAUGAGUCCUACGACAAGAACGAACCUCUGGUCAUUACUUUUGAUCAAGAUGCUGGAGCUAAAAAACAAUCUGGCCCGAAGUGGAGGCCCCUCACAACGACAGAGAAGGAGCUCCGGUUGAAUGUGCACAAAACACAUCUUCUUUGCCUCUUAGCCCAUGUCAAUAUGCGAAACCGGUGGUGCAAUGACCCUCAGUUGCAAACUUUCUUGAGAUCAAUGGUGCCGAAGGAUGUCAUCAGGCUCCUUCAUCCACCUGCCGCUAAACUCGGCUAUCAGAAAUCUGUGUCUUUUAUGAAUGGCCUUAACGAGGUUGCAGAUAUUUUCAGCAAGCGGUUUCGCGUCACAUAUCCAGGCUUAAGACGAUCUCACUGGGCCGAUAAUGAAACCCAACGAAAGCAAAAAAUGGAGUCAAUCAUGCUUGAAGGUGAAAUGAUUUCAUCUCGAGAUGACUUUCGAUCCCAGGGUGAAACGAUGCAAGGAUCGCGAGACUUUGGAGCACAGCUGUUCUGUGCCCUCUUACGGUCACUGACUAUAGAGGCCAGAAUCAUAUGCUCCCUCCAGCCACUCCCGCUCGGAGGUAGUGUCAAGCCCGAUACGACGCCCGAGGAGACGAACUCGCAGUCCACUGUUCCUCCUGACAAAAACACGUCUCCUGUAGACAGCCAGAAGAAUAUGUCGGAACCGCCUGCUCCAUCUAGAUCUCGACGAAUCGGGCGCCCUACAUUCAGACCUGGCCCCACGAGACCGUCGUCCACUCGAUCGAAGAAGACUUCGAAAGAGAUACUGCACGAUUCACCGUGUCCAGUCUUUUGGGUCGAGGCUUGGAAUGAGGGCGCUGGAAAAUGGAUUGUGGUUGAUCCUGUAGUUACGAAAACUCUAGCGAAACCUGAAAGAAUGGAGCCUUCGGCCAAGGAUCCCUAUAAUGCAAUGACCUAUGUCGUGGCAUUUGAUGAUGGUGCUUAUGUCAGAGAUGUUACCUGUCGCUACACCAAAGCAUUCAACGCCAAAACUCGCAAGAACCGGGUCGAAAAUAAGAAAGGCGGAGCAAAGUGGUGGCAUGAUGCACUUUCAGUGCUCGAAAAGCCAAUACUUGAAGCUCAUGAUGAAGCAGAUAUCAAGGAACUUGCUGCUUUACUCGAAGCUGAACCGAUGCCCAAAAACAUCCAAGAUUACCUGAACCACCCGGUCUAUGCACUGGAGAGGCAUCUGCGUCACAAUCAAGCCUUCUACCCCGUCGGUCGAAAGAUAGGCUCCGUCGGCUUGAGCAAAGCCACAUCGAACAGCGACAAACUUGAGCCUGUGUACCGCAGGUCUGACGUUCAUACUGUACGAGCUGCUAGGAGAUGGUACCUGUUGGGCCGAGAUGUGAAGGUCGGAGAACAGCCUCUGAAACAUAUCCCUCGUCGCAACAAGUCUCAGCAGCACACCAGUGAUGAUGAAGACGGCGAGACAGCGCUUUAUGCAGAGUUUCAGACCGAACUGUAUCGUGCACCGCCUGUAGUUCGGGGAAUAGUUCCAAAGAAUGCAUUUGGAAAUUUGGAUCUCUUCGUCCCAAGCAUGACACCCCCAGGAGCAGUGCAUAUCAAGCACAAGGAUGCGUUGCGUGCAGCUCUUAUUCUUGGCAUAGACCAUGCACGAGCUGUAACUGGGUUUGAUUUUCAGUCGCGCCCAGGCGUCGGAACGGCUCUAGUGAACGGCAUCGUGAUUGCAGAGGAAUUUCAAGAAGCUAUUGAGGAAGUAUUGAGGGGCCUUGAGGAUGAAAGAGAACAAGAAGCCCUCGAAGCAAGAUCAGAAGAAGUUCUCCGCCUUUGGCGAUUGUUUCUUCUUAAACUUCGGAUAUCAGAGCGUGUGAAAGAAUAUGCCAGCGAUAAUGAAGAAGCAGAAGAUCCCCUGGAGCAGAAUCUCGAUAUCGAUCCGGCCGAGAGGGGAGGUUUCCUUCCUGAAGAAGGCGGGGGAUUCCUUCCAGAAGAAGGUGGAGGAGGGUUUCUUCCAGAGACAGCGGCAUUAAUGCCAAGCCCAUCUCGAGAUGUGCAGAUGGAGUUGGAAGCACAGGACUCUACCUCAAAUGUUGAGAUUGGAGGCUUAGUUCGCGAUCGGGGGAAGUCUCGACGGGGUAUCAGAGAUACCGAGGGAGGCUCUACCGUCGAUGAACCAUUGGAGGUUGCGAAGGAUAAUUCCGUCGCCAUAUCUUCAAAGCUGCCUUCGGCCUCCCAGCAGAUUCCCAAGAAACGUAUCGGAAAGGUUCCUCACUACAACCUGAUUGUGGUGCCAAAAAAAUCCGAUCAAUCCCCUAAGUCAUCGCCUCCCCCUAAGAAGCCAUCGUCCAUGGGACUUUAUGGUAGCGCUGAGGACCCCACAGCAGCGGUUGACAACCCCAUUUACGACGGUAACACAGCUUCGGCAAACAAGGAUAGCCAAGUCCAUCUGAAUCAAUCCGUGCGCGAGCCCGUCCAGUCACCCAAGCUCGCAGUCUCAAGCUCUGAUAGUGAGAUUGAGAAGGGCUCGUUGAUGUCUGAAGAUCCCGAGGAUGAAGAUGCGAUUCCAGAUUGGCUUGUCUGA